AUGGAUGCCCGAUUUACUCCGACCAGUCCCCGCUCGUCAGCGGUAUCACCAAGAUCGGGCUCCGCGAUAAGCAACCUACAUUCAGAAGUGCUGAGAACAAAGGUGCUCAAAAGUCGACUGUCGCAAUGGAAGCUUAAGACUAGUGGCGACUCUCCGUCGCCGACUAAGAAGACACCGCAGUCAGUGGCACCUAGUGUGGUAGGAUCACUGAAUGAAAAAGAUGAAAAAAACAAAAAGGCCAAAGCACCCAUUGUCAUCUGGCCUGAGUGGACAGAACAAGAUAUUGGUCAGGAAAAAUGGGAUACAUCACACAAACCAAAAGAAAAAGAAAAGGGCAAAAGUCCAAAUCUACAUCCUUAUGAGGAUCCUGAAGGAAGGGUAGAUUUACCAUCUUCAAUUAAGUCUUAUGUGGAUCACUGGAAGAAACCUGUUGAGUUUAUGUUGGAAAAGUCACCAGUUGUUGUUGAUCCAAAAAGUCUGGCAGAGGAGAUAGAUUUACUUUCAGUGAAUGAUCAUUUGACCAACAGUGAGCUGCUUCGAUGUAUCAUAGGUCAGGUGAUGUGCUUAUGGAAACUUCACUUUAAAGUAGACCCAAUAGAGACUGUCAAAGGUGCUAAAGAUACCAAGGAGAGCAACAAAGCUGAUAAAGAGAGGGACAAGGAGAAGGAUAAAGACAGAGGAGAGAAAGACAAAGAUGCUCUGUUAGAAGACAACACAUGGAAACCAUGGAAUCACAUUUGGCCAAAAGAGAAAACUAAAGGCAGUCCUCUUCCUGUUUAUAACCCUGGAGGGAAGUACUGUGUUAGAAUAUUCUGGAUGGGUACUUGGCGGAAAGUAACAGUUGAUGACUGGAUGCCCUUUGAUGAGGAUGGCAAACUUAUGUUACCUGCUUCACCUAAUGAGCAUGAAUUAUGGCCCAUGUUACUGUCAAAAGCUCUCAUUAAAGUGGCUUCAUUAGAUUAUGCUGGUGGUUAUAAUGCUUGUGAGUUUGGUGACUUCACUGUGGUUCAUGCCCUCACAGGGUGGAUGCCAGAGAUUAUUCCACUGAGGUGUGGUCAUACUGGUGAAAUCUGGAAACUGCUACUCCAAACAUUGCCUCGCUGGAAACUUGAGAACACUCCACCACCAGAGGAAAAGAAACAACAUGCCACAGAAUGCAGAAAAAAGGACGACAGAGACAAGGAAAGAAAAUCCACAAAGUCUGAGAAAAGUCAAGUCCCUGAGAAAGUUGAGAGAGAAAAAGAAAAGAAAGAGAAGGAGAAGGAGAAAGACAAAGCCACUCCAGCUGCAUAUCUUGUUGACGUACCAAAGGAGCCAGAGUUUGUGAUUUUUGCCAGUUAUUCCCAUCCACCCAAUAUGCCAAUGAGACAUUCUGUUCUUAAAGAAAUGGCUGAUGCAUCUGAGAAACUGCGACAAUCUGGUUUGUCACAUAACCACCCACACCCUGUCUUGUUGACGACAGUUAGGGACUGCCCCUUGGUUCCUCCUCCGCCUCCAGUUCAGAUCCCUCGAUGGAAGCUUAUUCGGCAGAAGAAGAAGAAGCAGCCCGUGGAGCCAGCGCUGACUCCACCAGAACCUCCCAAGGAUCCACAGUUCUUAGAAGUUGUAUCUCCCUUUCUUAAUCACAAAGUCAGCCCCAUACCUGUCAGCAGAGCAAAGACCCCUGUGAGGUGGUUAAAAUAUCGUCCUGAGAAGCCAAUGGGUGAGAUACUUGAAGAAGGCGAUAAAGACAAUGGAGAAAAGACAGAGGGUGGGGAGGGUGAGGAUGUCGCUGAGAAGACUUCAGGUGAAAAGAGAGAAGGGCUUAGUGAUGAUGGUGCCGCUGUUAAAGAGGACGAAAAGUCCAAGACUUCAACGCCAAGACUAGAAAACGAUGAACUCAAGCCAGAUCAAGAAAGCAAAGAGAGCCGUGAAAGCCUUCGAGACCGUCCAAGUACCAAGGAUUCUUCUAAAUCAAAAGAGAGAGAAAAAUCAGCAAAGAGUGACAAAGGAGAGAAAGAUAAGUUGCUUAAAAGUCCUGACAAGAGUGAUAAAAGUAGAAGUGGUAGCAAACUGAGUGUUGUGGACAAACCAGAGAGAACCAAGUCGGGUGGUCUGUCACCCAAGGCAAGUCGAAGAAUGUCAAGGAUGGAAAAACCCGGAGAUUUGAUCAAAAAAUGUUGCAAUGACCAGUCAUGUUAGUAAAAAGUCAGGCCUGAUACCAGCCUCGUCAGUCACAGCAACUACGCCUGCACCUGGGAAGGCCACAGGGCUCAGUCCGUCACCAUAUCACGGUUCGUUUGGUGGACUAAGUCAAAAUCAAGACCCACCCCCACCGUUCCUGUUUGUUGACAGUCUGAAACCCAUCGAAAUUGUGGUAAGCUUCACUGCUUUCUCUAGGUGGCUUGAUCCACCGCAGCCCGUUAUCAGAGAAAGAGAUAAGGAAAAGGAAAAGGAAAAGGAUUCUAAUAGCGUAGUAACAGAUCCAAGGGAAGCAGCUCAGGUUGAGGAGAAACCUGUACCACCCACCCCAGGCUUACUCGUUGCGGAACCGUACUCUUGGAAGAGCCUGGUGACGGGUCAGCCAAUUCUACGCAUUCGCACUUCAGGCACCAAGGCAGCCGUCCUUGUUCUACCGCCGGGGCGUCACGUGUUAAGAUUUCUUGUCCAAGCCCCUCACGGUUAUCACGUGGAAAUGGCUUCACAGACGCCAUUUGUUUAUGGCGACGAAGACACAGUAAUGACUUGUCUCACAAAGGAAAGUUGUCGUUUCCUGGAGCACGCCAUGAAUGUGUUUCAGUCAGUUAGCAGCCUUGUUGGAUCAUUCGCUGAUCCUCCUGCUGACAGGAAGUUUGACUUGGAUCUUGGACUUAAGGAUCAGACGAAAGACAUUCAAGAUAGGCAUUACAAGGUUUUUAUGAGGUGUCUUCUGAAGAGUGUCAGAUUCCAUCUCGCCGAUUGUUACGAUUUACCGAUGCACUUUGCCUGGAAAGCUUUUCAGUUCCAAGCCUCUCUCUGCUUGCAUCAGCGAGUCGGCCACAGGCCCUUGUCAGCAGCGGAGAUCACGAGGAUCGGUUCAAUGACAAAGAAGCGGGCCGUUAAGAGUGCUGGUGCAGUACCUCCCACUUGGGUAGAUCGCACAUCAAACAGUGAAGAAGAAGGCGCUGCUACUAAGAUCCAGGCCGCUUUCAGGGGUUAUUUCCUUCGAAAACUGGCACGAGCAUACGUAAAAGGUACCGACGAGCACCAGAAAGUAUGGGAGCUUCUGUCCAAAGCUUGGGGUGUUAUCGAACCUAACUUGGAGAGCUUUGCCAUUCAGAUCUUCAGGUUCAUGUUCAAACGGGAUUCAGAACUGUUCCCUUUGUUUCCUUUCUUCAAAGAUGAGUGGAGUCGCGUGGCGUACUCUGACUACAACGGGGGGUAUCCUGAGCAGCCUCCCCAGUCUUGGUUUGUGGUUUUUAGGGAAGUGUUCUUCGUUGAUGAACCAGUGCUCAUGGUCCCUAAACUGUACGUUACCUUACCGACAUGUUUGUUGCGGGUUGUAGACAAUGACUCGGGGGAAGAACUGACCAGGGUCUUUCAGAAAGUUGCACCCAAUAACCUAAAGAAGAAUAAGCGUGGUUACACGUUUGUGGCUGAAGCAAGAACGCCAAACGCUAUUCUCCCGGCGGGAAAGUUUCGUUUGCGCGUGAUCGGUUCUACAGAACCCUUACCCUACCCUGGACGAGAGGGAGUGAACAGUCACUUUGUCACCAAGGAGAUUAGAGAUUAUUAUAUUCCAAACAAAUACAACAUCAUUUUCAGGUACACAGUCAAGGUACAGGAGGAUCACAUGGCUAGCUUGCAGCUAGGGACGUCUAAACCAGACGUGUACAUCAAGCUACAGAUUUUGGAUCAUGAACAGGAGGUAUGUAGCACGACCGGAAAGAGUCAUGCAGUCAUCCCUGCUUUUACUUUUUACCGCGACCGUACAGGCGAUGAAGAUGAAAAACAAAAACGAGGUUCGCGCCCUCCUACCUCGUCCCACCCCCGCUCGGCCAAGAGACCUCCGUCAGGAAGCCGCAAAGCAGCAGCCUCUCCCAUGCAAGGGAAGGGUGGUAAGAAGAGCGGAAAGGAGUCCAGUAACUCCUCACGGCCUGGAUCAUCGCAGAAAGGCUCUCGUCCUCUCCUUUGCGACGACUCCGAAGACAAAGAAGACGAAGACACGGAAGAUACGGAGCCUGAAAUCAAGAUACACAAGUAUAUAAUUCAAGCCCAGGUCUUACGCGACAGUUGGCCUUUGUCCAAGAGUGCUUGGGAUUUUGUUGCCUUGAUCAAGAGCCUUGACAGACUAGACGUAGAAGUCCCUGCGGAAAGCGCCCCUCGCGGAGAUAAACUGUCUGCAAGUGUGUCCAAAGGCAAGAAAAACAAGGAAGGAAAAGAAAGUCGGUCAAGUAAGGGACAAGCUGGAUCAAGACCAUCAUCACAGCAACAAUUCGAUUCUAGCAAACCAAACUGGACACUCAGAAUCGUUUCUGAUGCGAGUGCUGAAGAGAUUGAGGUCAAGAAGGACACAGAAAGGCAAGAUGAAAUAAAGGCCAUGAAGCUAGCUUGGGAAGCCGCUGAACCGGGCAGAGCGGCGAAGGCCCAACAAAGCCGUCAAAAGUUUUUGAACGAACACAUGGUUAAGGUGGAAAAAGACGCAAUCGAGGAAGAAAACGGCGACGAGGAACAACAAGAAGAGAAAGAUGUUACUGCUUCUAGUGAAAUACUGACAGUGACGUCACCAGUGCAGUCUGAGUCAGAUCAAGGAGAAUUGACCUUAGUACCACCCCCUAAGGAACCGGAUCAUAUUCUCCAGCCGCUUUCUGAACCUAAGACCAUCAGGUCACGAGGCGGGGUUCCCGUGUUGUUAGACGAGGAAGAAAUAGAAAGAAGGCUGCUGGAAAGAAAAGAAACACUGCAAGCUUUUAAAACUCAGCGUAAAGAAGUUGAAAACAGGAGAGAACAGGAUAGACUGGACAGGAACACUGCUAAAGAGAGACAGUUACAGGAAGCUGAAGAACUACAGGCCGCUACUGACAAAUGGCGGGGCGAGGUGAACCAGAGACGGGAAGCGUACAGACAGAAAUUCCUAGAGGCAGAGAAACAAAAAGAGGAAGCACAGGCGGCUGAAGCUGCGAAAGAAAGAGAACGAUCUCCGUCACCGAGCAAGAGUCGAAAGAGUGCUUCUACUGCUAAAGGUGGAAGGAAAACUCCCGCCAAAGGAAAGAAAAAAUAAGCAUUGCUGCUUGGUAGGGGAAUUAAAUAUCUCUACGUCACAAUAUUUAUUUCCUGUUCCAAGACCGUUGAAAACGUUUUCAUCAAACCGCUCGUCUUAGCGCCUUUUGGAACGUGCUGUGUUGAAUUCCCAAAUUAUUACUUGUCCUAUUUCUUUUCUCCAAUUCGUGCGUUUCCAUUUUGAAAUGUUAUAUUUAUUGGAAUUGUAGAGUACAGUGUGAAAAAUAUUUUGGUACAUAAGCAAGUUUUGUGUACAGGUGCUUUCUCGUGUAAAUAAUAAAAAUAUUAAGAACUCGUAACGAAAUGAAAUAGCCAUUCUCUACUUUUUUUACCUUUAA
Messenger RNA from Pocillopora damicornis (cauliflower coral), 5576 nucleotides. Its product is annotated as androglobin. NCBI's taxonomy places the organism in Eukaryota, Metazoa, Cnidaria, Anthozoa, Scleractinia, Pocilloporidae. The record is from RefSeq and is a predicted model, not a curated record. Gene Ontology annotation, molecular function: heme binding; oxygen binding; protein binding. Gene Ontology annotation, biological process: proteolysis.